Bufo gargarizans (Asiatic toad) is the source of this 1985-nucleotide messenger RNA. Its product is annotated as H-2 class II histocompatibility antigen, E-S beta chain-like. The record is from RefSeq and is a predicted model, not a curated record. Gene Ontology annotation, molecular function: MHC class II protein complex binding. The transcript is spliced from 6 exons. Gene Ontology annotation, cellular component: membrane; MHC class II protein complex. Lineage: Eukaryota; Metazoa; Chordata; Amphibia; Anura; Bufonidae. The coding region runs from base 76 to 897 and encodes 273 amino acids. Gene Ontology annotation, biological process: positive regulation of T cell activation; immune response; antigen processing and presentation of exogenous peptide antigen via MHC class II.
CUUAGUAACAUAUUGUAUUCAGCUUUCCAGUGCAAGUGUUCACAUCAGUCUGAAGUACAGAUUUUCCUGUGGAAAAUGGGGGCUCCGGGGUUUCCAGAGACACUUGUAUCCCUGCUGUUCUGUUGCUCACUUCUGACAUCUGGUUUCACGCUGUGUAACGGCUCAUCAGACGUCAGAGAUUUCGUACUAGCAACAACCAAGGAAUGUCACUAUGUGAACGGGACGCAGCAGGUGCGGUAUCUGGACAGAUAUUUCUACAAUCAGGAGGAGUUAGUUUACUUUGACAGCGAAGAAGGACGUUUCAUAGCGAAGACUGAGCUCGGGAAACCGGAAGCAGAAGCAUGGAACAAGGAUAAGGAUUUCAUAGAAGACGAGAAGAGCUCAGUGGAGACAUUCUGUAAAUACAACUAUGGAGUCAUACACAGUAUCACUGCCGACCGGAGAGUUGAACCAUCGAUCAAAAUAUCCUUGAUGAAUCAGUAUGAAGAGUCACAUACAAAGCAGCACAUGCUGAUAUGUAAUGUGUUUGGCUUCUACCCAUCUGACAUUGAGGUGAAAUGGUACCGGAACGGCCAGGAGGAGACCGAGCUGGUUCAGUCUACAGAGCCCUAUCAUAAUGGUGAUUGGUCUUACCAGAUUCUGGUGAUGCUGGAGACAGAGAUUCAGAAAGGCGACACUUUUACCUGCGAGGUUCAUCACAGCAGCCUGAAGGCCCCGCACCGAGUAGACUGGCACCCUCAGUCAUCAGAUGCAGCUAAAAACAAGAUGGCCGCCGGUAUAGUGGGAUUUGUGUUAGGAGUUGUAUUUUUCAUUGUUGGCCUUGUCAUCUACAUGAGAGGAAGAAAAGGGCAAACGUCAUUCCCAGGACAACAGAAUGAACGCUUUGUGUCACAGUAAUCUGGAUCCUACCUGGUCAGUUCCAGCUCAGCUUCCAGCUGUUUAGUUUCUAAUGCAAAAAGGAGGAGUUUCCUGAUGUCUAACCUUCACCAAUGUGUCGGGAUCUAUACAUAUGGCGUGUAACUAUGCUCCGUAAUAUGUGCAGAACUAGUUUUGCUGAUGCCCUUAGUAUAUUGAUUAUUUGAUUUGGGAAUUGAAGAAGCUUUUUAUUAGCUCCAGAUGUUUGUUUUGUUGGUAGUUUAAAGAAAAGAGUAAAAGAAAACUUCAGAUCACUAGAUGAACUCUGCUGCACAUAUCUGCCUUACAAUAGCCAUUAUCUUAGUUCAUAAAUUAUCCCCUAGAAUUGAUUGUGUAUGUAAAGUGCAACACAAUCAUUCAGAGCCAAAUUUCAAUUUAAAGGGGUUCUCCAAGCUUUAGUUAAUACUUACACAUCCGUCGCUCCAUCAAUGCCGCCGUCUCCUCUGUGCUCACACGGCCUGUGGGUUCUUCUCGCUCUGGGUCUCGUCCUGUUGUCUUCCUUUCUUUUCAUAAUAAUAAAUACAGCUGAACAGGAAGAGAAGUGCGCACAUCUGGUCGGGACCCCCGAGCGGAGGAGCCCGCAGCCUGUGUAAGUGCAGUGGAGACGGGGGCAUCGGCAGCGUGACGGAUGGGUAAGUAUUAAUUAAACAGGUUAGGAGAAAGCAUCAGUUUAUAAAGCCUAAAGUUAAACGUAAGGGGGUUGUUUGGAGCAUUUUUUUAUUGAAAACUUCUCCUGGGGCUGGUUAAACCAACCUUCACCAGCCCCCUCGGAACCAGUGCCACCAUGACUUUCUCUUCCCCGAGUUAAAGCCAGUGAUGUAUUGUGGGGCAGCUUAAGCGGUGACUUCCUGCAUACUACUGCAGCCAAUCACCAGACUCAGGUUUGUACAGCCCGAGACCACUGAGACCAGGGAUUGGCUGCAGUGAUGUCACUGCUGCAGCCCAGGGAAGAGGAAAGGCAGAGUCGCUGGAUCGGAGGUGGCUCAGGAAGGAAAGGUAAGUUGUUUUUUUUGUUUCUUUUACUGGCCCCACAGCAUUUAAAACAAAGGUAACUUGGAAAACCCUUUAAU